CGGAUUGUCACAUCUAGGCGGCGACACAGAGCCCCUUUUCUCUAAAAACAACAACAUUUCACCUUCUCUUUCUUUUAGUCAAAAUGCUUGAGCACGUUUGAGUGACCAUGGUGUGCGUUUGCCGUCAGGUAGUUGAGAGUUAAUACGGCGAGAAUAUUGGGAGAAGGAAACUUUUGAAGGAAUCCAAGGAGCUACAGUUGAAAACAUGGCUGUUCGCGAAGAAGGAGAGGUUUUGCACAGUAAAAUCAGGCACCACGAUGGGGUUGCCAAUGCAAACAGCACAGAGCGCUUCAGGAACGGCUAUGUGAAGAGCUGCGUCACCCCUUUAAAACAAGACCAUCAAAGGGGAUUUUUGUUUAACGUCUGUAGGUUUUGCAAUGAGGACAUUCUGAAUUCAAAAAUUCUUCGAUUUUUUGGCCUAUACCUGGGUGCAUUCAUAAUUUUUGCAGUUUCGUUGCUUAUUUCCAGGAGCUUGCAAAGUGACUUCAGCUUUUGGGAUUUGCGGACUUUUCUGUCGGGCUUCUCUCAGUCCAUCAGCCCUCUCUUUAGCAUAGGCUGUGCAUUUUUCUUUUUGACAUUUUAUUUAAAGAGGAAAAAGAGGGAAAGUAAUAAAUGUUGGCUUGUGUCACUGCCAGCAUCAUGUUACUUAGGGGAUUUUUUAGUUUUGCGGUUUUUGCAGUGGGGAGAGGACCAACACCAGAUGCAAAUGAUUGGCAGGUUGUUAUUCGUGUUGGGAUGUGUGGGUCUCCUAACACUGAUCCCCACUUUGAAACUCAAACACAGUGUUCUGAUCCUGGUGUUUGCCAGUGUUGUGUGGUUGGUGUCUUUCACCAGUCUGAGCUGCUUGCCUGCACUCCUGAGACCCGUGUUUGCGUGUUUGGCGGGUGUCUCAGGCUCGCUAUUGUCCCUCUGUUUUGACCAUUAUUACCCGCCGAGGGAAACGCCGAAUAGGAUCUCCAACAGCGAGGAGAAAGUCCCUGUGAUCAGACCCAGGAGAAGGUCCAGUUGUGUUUCUUUGGGGGAAACGUCGACCAGCUAUUAUGGCAGCUGUAAAAUGCCUCGCAGACCUUCGUUACCGUGCAUAUCCAGAGAACAGAUGAUCCUAUGGGACUGGGACCUGAAGCAGUGGUACAAGCCCCAGUAUCAGGGAGCGGUAAGCGGUAACGGAGUGGACCUGUCGGUCAUCAACGAGGCCAGGAACAUGGUGUCUGACCUGCUGAUGGACUCGUCCCUGUCACCACACACCGUCUCGUCCCUGCGCAGCGUCAGCAGCCUCAUGGGGACCUUCUCUGGCUCCUGUCGACCCAGGGUUAACCCCUUCACCCCCUUCCCAGGUUUCUACCCCUGUACCGAGGUGGAGGACCCUGCAGAGAGGGGCGACAGGAAGCCUCUGAAGGGUCUUAGCAGCAGGAACAGCCUACCAACCCCCCAACUCCGCCGCGGCUCCACCUCCUCCCCUCUCCCCCCUCUGGAGUCGGCCUCCUCCCGCUGGGAACGCAACAACGGCAAGAGACCGGGACCCCACCCUGACCUUAAUACGACCAGCACGGGGUCUCUGUCCAAUGGGCCCAAUGCUAACCUGUUGACCAUCCCUAAGCAGAGGUCCUCCUCUGUGACCCUGACCUACCAUGCCGGGCCCAGGAGAGCAGGUGCGUCCCCCAUUCUGAGUCCUGUCAGCUCCCCGAGCCACAGUCCUCAAGGGGGAGGUCUCUCCUCCCAGGUCACGCGCCCCCCGGUGGAGUUCCCCGACACAGCUGACUUCCUCACCAAGCCCAGUGUCAACCUGCACAAGCCCCUGGGCUACAUCCUCAGCUCCCCUGACUUCCAGGGGCCUUACCGCAACCCCGCGGCCAUGUGCACCAGCUGUGGUCGUCAGAUGCUGAAGAACAUGCCCAGUAUGGAGGCGGGGGAGGGACACCUGCCAUUCACUGGUCAUGCUGAGGCCCAGCGCAGACGCUCAGCAGGUGAGGGGUCAGAGUUCAUGGGAGAGGCACUGAUCAGGGAGGAGAGUGUGGAGGCCGAGUCGACGGGGGACAGGAGUCCAGACGCAGGGAGCCGGUGCCAGACAGACAAGAAAGAGCAGAGCCCCACCACAGAGCAGCAGACACAGGAAACAGAGGGUGAGUUCAGACUAGACCCCCUGCUGGAGAACCACGAUGACCUCAUGGAGAAGAUCAACAGCUGGAACUUCCAGAUCUUUGACCUGAUGGACAGAACAGGAGGGAAGACAGGAAGAAUACUCAGCUACGUGACCUACACUCUGUUCCAGGACACUUGUCUGUUUGAGAUGUUUAAGAUCCCUGUGAGGGAGUUCAUGUCCUAUUUCUGUGCUCUGGAGAACGGCUACAGGGAUAUUCCCUAUCAUAACCGGGUCCAUGCCACUGACGUGCUCCAUGCUGUCUGGUACCUGACUACCCGGCCUGUCCCAGGAUUCCAGCAGAUCCACAACGAGCAUGUGACAGGAAGUGACACAGAUUCAGACAGUGGGAUCUCGCCGGGCCGGGUAUCAUACGCCUCCUCCAAGAGCUCGUCCAUCUCUGACGACAACUACGGCUGCCUGGCGUGGAACAUCCCUGCUCUGGAACUCAUGGCACUAUAUGUAGCAGCUGCCAUGCAUGACUAUGACCACCCCGGUCGCACAAACGCCUUCCUCGUAGCCACUAACGCAGCUCAGGCGGUGUUGUAUAAUGACCGUUCGGUCCUGGAGAACCACCACGCUGCUUCGGCCUGGAGCCUCUACCUCUCCCGGCCAGAGUUCAACUUCCUGGCCAACCUGGACCACGUGGAGUUCAAACGUUUUCGCUUCCUGGUCAUCGAGGCCAUCCUCGCCACAGACCUGAAGAAGCACUUUGACUUCCUCGCCGAGUUCAAUUCAAAGGUGAAUGAUGUGAACAGUCCAGGAAUCGACUGGACAAAUGAGAAUGACCGGCUGCUGGUGUGCCAAGUCUGCAUUAAGCUGGCAGACAUCAACGGGCCGGCCAAAGGGCGUGAUCUGCACCUCAAGUGGACAGAAGGCAUUGUCAAUGAGUUUUAUGAGCAGGGGGAUGAGGAAGCCACUUUGGGAUUACCCAUCAGCCCCUUCAUGGACCGCUCCUCUCCCCAGCUGGCCAAGCUGCAGGAGUCCUUCAUCACACACAUCGUGGGGCCGCUCUGCAACUCGUACGACGCCGCUGGCCUGCUCCCUGGCUACUGGAUCGACGAGGAGCACUCUGAGGAUGAGGAUGAGCAGGUGGAGGACACAGAGACUGAUGAAGACGAGCUGGAGGAGGAGCUCGAACCAAAAAGGAGAAACGGCCGGCGUCGGCUGUUCUGCAACAUCAUGCAGCACCUGACAGAGAACCACAAGGUGUGGAAGAAGACCAUCGAGGAGGAGGAGAAGAGCAAGGAGAAGCAGCAGGCCGACAGCCUGCCUCCCAGCCUGUCCCCUUCGCCCUCCGACGACCAGAUCCAGGUCAUUCAGGAGGAGGAGGAAGGAGAGGAGCGCCAGUAGCAGGAGGAAGAUGAGGAAGUGGAGGGACAGAGCCAGGAUGCUCGGGAAGGACGGAACAGUGAAGGAGAAAGUCCUUCAACUCCUCCCUCUUACAUGCUCACACACACACACACACAAAAACAUUUAUACACAACACAUACGUACACACACAUACUAUAGACAUAUACACAAACACAUACACGCACAGGAUGACCAUGCUGGAUCUCCACACGUUGAAAUUGUCACUGUGCCGACACGCUAAUGCAGUCAUGUUGUUUUGAAAAAAGGCCUUACUACUGUGAGGGGAUUCUUGCUGCAAUGGUGGCAACCCCACUCCUAUGCACUUUCACCCCAUGGAGAGUAGACCAAGAACAAACACCAGAGCUGAGGACACUGGUGUGGAGAGGGAGAGAGGAAACGGGUCUGGAUGUGCUCUCCAUGGUGAUCUGGCUGUAAUGCUGCCUUGAACGCAGAGCACUUAACUCUCCCUUAGGUACUAAAACAAAUCCUAUGAUUUAAAAUAAAGGAAAAGAAAAAACACCCUGACGUGGUUGACAUCCGUUACCAAAGCGAACAGUUCAAACAUGGAAAGACAAGAGACUGAGACUGUUUCAGGCUCAAUGUCAGGAAUAUUCUAGAUCUAUAUAUCAAAUGUGCCUGUCUGAACCUUUACUGAGUCCCCUGGUCCAGACCCUAGGUUGGUCUGUGCAGUCCUCUCCCCUUGCUGGCGACACGAAACACUGUAUCACUGACUCAGUCACAGAGACAUUGUGGAAAUGUUGACUGAAAAUGAGCAUUAUACCUGCAUCGUUUUUGAUGCCUUUUAUUCAUGUGUACCACCUGCCUUUUAUGUUUCCUUCUUUUUGUUGGUUUAAUGAAGUUGGUGUGAGCGUGUGUGUGUGUGUUUUCUUCAGGAACGCUUGGUCGCCAGUCAUUGAAAUGUUAUCGGAGAUGAGAUGUUCUCUGUUGUUCCAAUGGAGUGCUGUUCCAAUGAAGGGAUGUUUUUUUUUUCUUUUGAUUAUAUCUAUUUUUUCACGGUUACUCAGGAUUCUCGUGAAGUUGAAUAAUUAUUUUGCAAGAAUUUAAGUAAUUGACUUUAAAACAAUAUCUCGGUGAUUGAAAUAGUUUUUAAGCUUUGUAUGAACAACUUGAAAAACAAACACAUUCAAGCAAUUGAAGUGCUCCUCUGUGAUAGAGCAAAGUAUGUCCUGUGUUUCUGUCCAACUCCGCUGCCCCGCUGGCAGCGCCGUUGGCUUGAUCUUCUAAAGACCUCACUGUAGACUUGGGAUCCUUGAUUGUCAGUUGACUGCAAAAGACCUGUUUGCAGCAAGGCAACAUUUUGUACAGUGAAAUCCCAUUAUUAUCCAUGUAUCCAGUAUAGGAAAAGGUGUUUUUGAGUGCAUUGCUGUUGGCAUUGUUUUUACACGUACUCUGUCUAGCUAACCUCUUCAUUUCACUUGUCAUUCUACAGACACUGAUGUUUUGACAAAAACUAUAGAUCUUUGCCAAACCCACAACCAGGCCAGUGCGUAAAGGAGUUAAGUAAUCCAGGGUUUCACCUUCACUUUGGUUUUUAUAUUGUCUUAUUCUCUGUACCAUAAGACGGUUUAAUACUAAUAGUUCUAUAUUUAUGUCUGUAAAACUCUAGGCAUUCCACUAGAAAAAGAGUUUAAUGAAAGAGAUGGCAGACCUGCAAGCCGAACUCACUUAUCACGCUAUCAAGUCAUUUUCUCUGGAGAAGGAAGUGCUCAAGUAGGCAGUGUAAUUCAAGCUAGUAUAUUUAAAGACAAAACAUAUAUAAAUGUCCACAUUUUACUACCAAACAAGUGUUUAGCCUCUGCACAAAAAAAGAAUACCUGCAUAUAAAUAUAGUGUAUAAAUAUAUGAUAUUUUUUAAUGAAUCAACAGAAUGCAUCUGUUUUCUACACACAGCUGACAUAUAUUGUACAGUGAGACCCUGUAAUUCUCAUUCUGUUUCCAGAGUUUUUAUCUGAUACUACAGAUGUGGGGUUUGGUGUUUUUCUUUUGGGUUCAGCAUCUCCCUGCUCCUUAUCACAACCACUUUCUCUCUCUUGGUAAUCUCUAUUAACUCUAUGUUGUCUACUCAGUUCACCCAUCCACCCAACCAGUGCCAAACUGUCCCUGCUCACUGCCCAACCUCUGGGCUCUCAUACACUGGGCUUGUUAUGGUUGGCCCCAGAGGUCUCUCUGAGCUCCAUGUCCCACAGCAGGCUCAAAGUGAUGCCGGUGCAGCCCAGCCCAGGUGUUGUGGAGGAGAGCUCACGACUCCUAACCGUGGCCCUUCAGUCCGCUCGGGUUGAGCGACACUGCGUCUCCUAAGUUCUGAUGGUGAAUUGUGAUGCCUCUGCCACCUCCCGCCACAUUUUAUGGCUCAUUAUGUUGUACAAGUUUGUUUGUUAGUUUGUCACUGUGCAGUCUCACGAACCACAGUGUCCUCUAAUGUUCUUGUCAUAAAAGCGUCUAUGAAUGGCUGUUACCCUUAUGUAGCAUUGAGAUAUGUACGUCUGUUGUAACUGUUCAACCAUAUCAAAAUUGUGGGGGAAACUGAUUUUUGUUAUUUAUAGCUGUCAUAAAACACCAUCCCUAAAAUAA
Molecule: messenger RNA, 6082 nt
Organism: Salvelinus fontinalis (brook trout)
Lineage: Eukaryota; Metazoa; Chordata; Actinopteri; Salmoniformes; Salmonidae
Product: cGMP-inhibited 3',5'-cyclic phosphodiesterase 3B-like
Exons: 16
Coding region: 206-3490 (1094 amino acids)
Biological process (GO): signal transduction
Cellular component (GO): membrane
Molecular function (GO): protein kinase B binding; 3',5'-cyclic-AMP phosphodiesterase activity
Source: RefSeq, a predicted model, not a curated record